Messenger RNA from Pyricularia oryzae 70-15, 568 nucleotides. RefSeq lists its product as uncharacterized. The transcript has 6 exons. The record is from RefSeq and is a predicted model, not a curated record. The coding region runs from base 1 to 534 and encodes 177 amino acids. Lineage: Eukaryota; Fungi; Ascomycota; Sordariomycetes; Magnaporthales; Pyriculariaceae.
AUGGUGGGCUCUCCUGGCGCCAUUCUGCUCUGGCCAGUUUCAUCUGGCGCUCCUUGCCCCUUCUUCUUUUUGUCGAGACUUGAGACUCUAGAACUAGAACUAGACCGUACGACCGUUGAUGCGACACAAGAGAGAGAUUAUUCCAGGCAGGCUGCCGGAGGGCCAGUGUACUCUAAUGUGGGCCGCGUCAUGCGAGUUGGUGGCUUGAUCGACGAGAGGUUGAGUUCAUGCCAAUUGUCCAUUUUGGGCUUCACAGAGCCACCUGGCUGGGUUAGCUGUGCUAGUUUAGGUAACGUGCCUACCUACUCCGUACAUACUACUCCUACAGUACCUGGUAGCUGGGUUUACCACGUAGACACAGCCUCUAAUUCUUCACCUGAAACCAAAACAGACAUUGCCGGAAUCCGAGUACUGGAUAGGAGGGCAAGACCCGACCCGAUGGAACUUAACCCUUCCUUUGAUGAGUCGUUUGCUGAACGCCUGAGCGGCGACAUUGAGCUGUAUAUGGGGAUACGGAUGGGGAUGGGGAUUUGAUGUCAACAAGCUUGAAAAUUGAUGAAUACUGUCU